UCAAAUGUUGCUAAUUGUUGUUACAGAGACUCCUUGUGGCCAGCAUGUCUACUGGGCCUGUACAAGUGGAUAUUCCAACCUCACAGAGUCACCAGCAAACAGACCAGUUGGCAGUGAUGUCAUCGCCUGACCGUCCUAUCCUGCGAAUGGUAGACAAGACUUCGUUACCUCGGUCCAGAUUCUUCCGGCCAGUGUACAGCUGGCUGGAAACACUGGGUGAUAUCAAGGAUGAAAAACUGGGAAUGGUGGAACUGCACCCUGAUGUGUUCGCUACACAUCCCAGGAUGGACAUCCUUCACCGCUGUGUCAGGUGGCAGUACUUAUACAGAAAAAUUAAUUAUGACUUUGCGAGGACGAGAGCUGAAAUGAGGGGAGGAGGGAGGAAACCCUGGCCCCAGAAGGGCACGGGGAGAGCCAGACAUGGCAGCAUAAGGUCACCGCUCUGGCAUAUGGGUGGGAAGUGCCACGGCCCACGUGGACCCUACAGCUACUACCAGUACCUGCCACUCAAGUAUAGGGCGCUGGGGCUAAAAGUUGCACUCACCGUCAAACACAGCCAGGGUGAUCUUCACAUUGUGGACAGAUUAGAAAUUCCCACAACGGAUCCUGAGUACUUGGAGGACCUGGUCAGAUAUAGAAACUGGGGAAAAUCAGUUCUCCUUGUGGAUAUGAAUGAAGAUAUAGCAGAAAAUGUAUGCGAGGCCUCUGCGCAGCUGAACACCAUCAAUGUCAUGCCUUUAGUUGGUCUGAAUGUUUACAGUAUGCUGAAGCAUGACACACUGGUGCUGACCCUGCCGUGUGUGCAGAAACUGGAGAACAAACUCCUGUACCAGGACAACAGACACAGCCACGGCGCCAAGGGCACGAUAUCAGCCGACAGGGACGUGUUUGGAACUUGGCCCGAUAAAUAGUUCCUGUGUACAGCGGGAGGCUCAAUGUCACCAAAGCAUCAACCAAAUGUCACUCUAUAGAGAACUCAUAGAUGUCAUUAGAAUAUAGAAGAUAAGAAAGAGAAAUUUUGAAAGAAAAUCGCAGCAGGUAAUGCUUACCUUUAUCCACGGGGUAACCUACAUGUUUUAUCCAUUGUUUUUAAAAACAGGGUAUUUAGGGAUAUCAAGUCAAUGGAAAGUGGUUUGAAAGAGCAACAUGUUGAAAACAUUGCAAUUCUAAACCACCGUCAUUAGACUUGAUAAUUUCACGUCACUGAAUACCCCGUUUUUAGCAAUAAUGGAUAUAGGUUAUUCUGUGAAGAAGGUAGAACUAGCGUUACCUUAAGAUAUCACAGAUGUAAUAAGAAUAUUGAACUAAAAUUGUAGCUUCAGUAUACUGUGUACAGUUUUCUAUGGACAGAAUCAUGUCUGUUUGCACCCCAACAUGGUUAAGGGUCAUGUUUGUUGGACACAUUUAGAAAACAAGAAACUGUGUUUGUAGCAGUCUUUAUUUCAGAACUAGAGCUUGACACAUUAAAGAAAGGAAUGAAAACA
Molecule: messenger RNA, 1484 nt
Organism: Branchiostoma floridae (Florida lancelet)
Lineage: Eukaryota; Metazoa; Chordata; Leptocardii; Amphioxiformes; Branchiostomatidae
Product: 39S ribosomal protein L4, mitochondrial-like
Exons: 9
Coding region: 45-911 (288 amino acids)
Biological process (GO): translation
Cellular component (GO): ribosome
Molecular function (GO): structural constituent of ribosome
Source: RefSeq, a predicted model, not a curated record